Messenger RNA from Solea senegalensis (Senegalese sole), 3664 nucleotides. RefSeq names its product argonaute RISC component 1 (gene ago1). The transcript is spliced from 19 exons. Bases 424 to 3012 code for a protein of 862 amino acids. The record is from RefSeq and is a predicted model, not a curated record. NCBI's taxonomy places the organism in Eukaryota, Metazoa, Chordata, Actinopteri, Pleuronectiformes, Soleidae. Gene Ontology annotation, molecular function: RNA binding; protein binding.
AAGAAGAAUCCGAAGAAGAAGAAGAAUCCGAAGAAGAAGGAUUCCGUUUGAACGGCGGAGUAGCAGCGGAGCAGCAGCGGAGCAGCGGAGCCCAACACACCGACGACUUGAAACCACUGCGCCGCCGAUAGUCGGCUAAAUCACGGCCGCGGGAGGGAGCGCGCUGCCCCGUGGAGGAGAAAGCCGUUAUCUUCCUGCAGCUCCGCCGUUACUGGUUCCAGGCUCAGCGGGCACACGACUGGAGCUAUUGCCGUUAGCCUCGGCUCCUCUGCGGCUCUGGGGGUUCUGGUAGGGGCAGAGGGGCGGGGGAACACCGAGAGGCGGCGGCUGGAAGUCUGAGACACUUCCAGCCUGAAGGGGCCGGUACCUCGGCCACAGCAGCCCGGACUAGCAAGCUUGUACCCACGCGGCUAAGUGAAUGGGAUGGAGCCGGGACCGUCUGGCGCUGUGCCCAUGGGGGUCUUCCCUCCACCGCUGCAGCAGGUGUUCCAAGCCCCGCGCCGGCCAGGAAUGGGCACCGUGGGCAAACCCAUCAAGCUGCUGGCCAACUACUUUGAGGUGGAGAUCCCAAAGAUGGACGUGUACCACUAUGAGGUGGACAUCAAACCUGACAAGUGCCCGCGGCGAGUCAACAGGGAGGUGGUGGAGUACAUGGUGCAACACUUCAAGCCCCAGCUGUUUGGAGACAGGAAGCCGGUGUACGACGGCAAGAAGAACAUCUACACGGUGCUAGCGCUGCCCAUCGGCAGUGAACGGGUGGAUUUUGAGGUGACCAUCCCCGGCGAGGGUAAGGACAGAAUCUUCAAGGUGUCCAUCCGUUGGCUGGCCAAGGUGUCAUGGCGCCUGCUGCAGGAGACUCUGGUCAGUGGCCGUCUGCAGGUUCCCCUCGACUCAGUCCAAGCUCUGGAUGUGGCCAUGCGUCACUUGGCCUCUAUGAGGUACACUCCAGUGGGUCGUUCGUUUUUCUCCCCACCUGAAGGAUACUACCACCCGCUGGGUGGAGGCAGGGAGGUGUGGUUUGGCUUCCAUCAGUCUGUGCGUCCUGCCAUGUGGAAGAUGAUGCUCAACAUUGACGUGUCGGCCACGGCCUUCUACAAAGCCCAGCCUGUGAUCGAGUUCAUGUGUGAAGUUCUGGACAUUCGUAACAUCGAUGAGCAGCCCAAGACCCUGACCGACUCUCAGAGAGUCCGCUUCACCAAAGAGAUCAAAGGCGUGUGGUCAGGUCUGAAGGUGGAAGUGACUCACUGUGGACAAAUGAAGAGGAAGUAUCGCGUUUGUAACGUCACCCGUCGUCCUGCCAGUCACCAGACGUUUCCCCUGCAGCUGGAGAGCGGUCAGACAGUAGAAUGUACAGUGGCUCAGUAUUUCAAGCAGAAGUACAACCUGCAGCUCAAGUAUCCACACCUGCCCUGUCUGCAGGUGGGACAGGAGCAGAAACACACCUACCUGCCACUGGAGGUGUGUAACAUUGUAGCAGGGCAGCGAUGCAUCAAGAAGCUGACGGAUAAUCAGACGUCCACCAUGAUCAAAGCCACAGCUCGUUCUGCACCAGACAGGCAGGAGGAGAUCAGCAGGCUGAUGAAGAACGCUAACUUUAACCUGGACCCGUACAUUCAAGAGUUUGGGAUCAAGGUGAAAGACGACAUGGCUGAAGUGACGGGCAGAGUCCUCCCUGCUCCCAUCCUGCAGUACGGAGGACGGAAUCGUGCCAUAGCUACCCCCAACCAGGGAGUGUGGGACAUGAGGGGGAAGCAGUUUUAUAACGGCAUCGAGAUCAAAGUGUGGGCCAUCGCCUGCUUCGCUCCACAGAAACAGUGCAGAGAAGAGGUGCUCAAGAACUUCACUGACCAGCUGCGUAAGAUCUCCAAGGACGCUGGGAUGCCAAUCCAGGGUCAGCCUUGCUUCUGUAAAUACGCCCAGGGAGCGGACAGCGUGGAGCCCAUGUUCAGACACCUGAAGAACACCUACUCUGGUCUUCAGCUCAUCAUCGUCAUCCUGCCUGGGAAAACUCCCGUCUAUGCGGAGGUGAAGCGUGUGGGCGACACUCUCCUUGGCAUGGCCACCCAGUGUGUUCAGGUGAAGAACGUGGUGAAGACGUCGCCUCAGACUCUGUCCAACCUCUGCCUCAAGAUCAACGUGAAGCUGGGAGGCAUCAACAACAUCCUGGUGCCUCAUCAACGGUCAGCAGUGUUUCAGCAGCCUGUCAUCUUCCUGGGAGCAGACGUCACUCAUCCUCCUGCUGGAGACGGAAAGAAACCCUCCAUUACUGCUGUGGUAGGCAGUAUGGACGCUCACCCCAGCAGAUACUGUGCCACGGUGCGAGUGCAGAGGCCGCGGCAGGAGAUCAUUGAAGAUUUGUCGUACAUGGUGCGUGAGCUGUUGAUUCAGUUCUACAAGUCGACUCGCUUCAAACCCACCAGGAUCAUUUUCUACAGAGAUGGUGUUCCUGAGGGACAACUGCCACAGAUUCUUCAUUACGAGCUGUUGGCGAUCAGAGACGCCUGCAUCAAAUUGGAGAAAGAUUAUCAGCCCGGCAUCACCUACAUCGUGGUGCAGAAACGUCACCACACUCGCCUCUUCUGUGCCGACAAGUCUGAACGAAUUGGGAAGAGUGGGAAUAUUCCUGCAGGAACCACAGUGGACACCAGCAUCACUCAUCCCUUUGAGUUUGACUUCUACCUGUGCAGUCAUGCGGGCAUACAGGGGACCAGCCGACCGUCUCACUACUACGUCCUCUGGGACGACAAUCGCUUCACGGCGGACGAGCUGCAGAUCCUCACGUACCAGCUGUGCCACACGUAUGUGCGAUGUACACGCUCAGUGUCCAUCCCCGCUCCCGCCUACUACGCUCGUCUCGUGGCCUUCCGCGCUCGCUACCACCUGGUGGACAAAGAACACGACAGCGGCGAGGGCAGCCACGUGUCCGGUCAGAGUAACGGUCGGGACCCGCAGGCACUGGCCAAAGCCGUUCAGAUCCACCACGACACCCUGAGGACCAUGUACUUCGCCUGAGCUCCACCCACCACCGUCACUCUACCAUCAAACCCCGCCCUCCACCCUCAUGAGUGGGCGGACGACCUCCACCCACUCCUCCACCACCACCACCUCAUCCCCAUCCCUUAUUCCUGACGACUGCCCACUAAACCUGCUCCACAGAGCUGCCACUCAAACAUGUGCCCCUCUUCCCUGUGAACCACAGGCAGACUCUGCAGCCUCAUGCACUCAAAGGUUAUGAAUAUUAUUAUUGUUGUUGUUGUUCUCAUUACUUUACCAGGACUGUUGCUCUUUUUAUGUUGAAUUUUUUUUUAUGUUGUAUUAUUAUUAUUAUUAUUAUUAUUAUUAUGUAACUGUAUCGUACACUAUCGUCACACUGCGAUGUGUGUAAAUACGCAAUACGGAUAAGAGGAAGACAAAAAAAAAGGCAGGAAGGAAACUUUUACCUGCCGCGUCAAAGCUGCCUCUUCAUCCAUCGCAACGCAGGAUUACCAGUGUUCCAAAACCCUUAAAGGGACAGUUCAGGAUCUGUGGUUGUAGGAGAUGCCGACACACAGUCGGUGCAGAACUAUGGAUGAAAUCUACAUCUAUGACAUCUAUGUUUACCUCUUUAUCUCACUGUUACACAGACUUUUACAACAGGAAAGUGAAGUCUGUAAAGCACUCACUC